AUGGUGGAGCUACCGUCUAGCUAUGACAUGGCUGAACGACGCAUGAUCUGCCUCGAGCGAAAGGUACGGAAACAUCCGGAAUUACAGGCGAGUUUGGAGAAGCAGAUAGCCGAAUUUCAGACCAAAGGAUAUGCUAACAAAGCAACGUCUCAGGAGCUGGAAGAAAGCGAUCCGCAUCGAACGCCUAGGACUACUUUUGGGAACAUCAGCUACUGUGAAUACCGGGGUGUUCGAUAUGGGAAGUCAACAGCCGGAGAAGGCAGAUUUCAGCCACCCACGCUUCACGAACCCAACGGCCGUGAGGACUAUUUAAGACAAGGAAAUGUGUGUCCUCAGUUGGACGAUAUCAACUAUCCUUCGGUAGUUCUGGGUGACGAAGACUGUUUGUUUCUCAAUGUAUACAGUCCGAUGGUGAUUGAUGGCGGGAGCUACUUGCAUCCUGUUUUGGUAUUUAUCCACGGAGGAAGUUUUACCUUCGGUUCAGGUGGUUACGAUGUUCAUGGAGUGGAUCUUCUGAUAGAAAAUGAAAUCGCAGUCGUCAGCAUCAACUACCGUUUGGAUGUAUUGGGAUUUCUUCGGUAUCCAAGAUUCAACAUCACAGGUAACUACGGCCUGUUGGAUCAACUCACUGCCCUCCGGUGGAUCCACAAAAACAUCCAAGAGUUCGGUGGGGAUCCAAAUCGAAUCACCUUGAUGGGCCACAGUGCCGGUGCCACGUCAAUCAACUAUCAUAUGUAUUCGACCCACUCCAAGGGCUUAUUCCAGCAGGCAAUACUCUCGAGUGGAACUUUUCUCAUGCCACAUGCCUAUUCUUAUGAUCCGGAGAAAUACGCUGAUUAUUACUUUGGACUGUUGGGUAUUUCCACACGUGAGCAGUUAUUGAAUCGUUCUCUAGGCGACUUCUUCAUUCUGAAUGACACCACCCGACUUCUCGGAACGGUUUUCGCCAGUAUGCAGUUCCCCUGCUUCAUACCGACUGCCGAUGGAACCUUCAUCACCGAUGCCCCGCAUCGGUUGAUUCUGGAGAAACCAAUUAGCAACGACAUCCCUCUGCUAGUUGGAACGACAUCGACGGAGUUUGAGCUACUGUUGGAUUAUGUUAAAGGAUACUUUUCUUGGGAUUUGAAUUUCCCCAAUAGAAAUAACGAAGCGCUGCUAAGCUACAUCGACACUGAAAUAAAAGUGAUGGCAAAACAUUUAAAGGAAACCGGCUUGGUAACGGAACAAUCGGAGUUUUUCCGUCAGCUAGCCAACUAUGCAAACAUGGAUUUCCCUGUGCAGAAUUUUAUAGAACAGAUCAGCGAACGAACGGCUCCAAUCUUCCGAUAUCGGUUUGAGUUUGAUGGAAAAUUCGGUUGGUACAAGAAUGUAUUAUACCGAGGUCGGUUGAAUGUGUCACCGCCGGGAGUGGUGCACGGUGACGAUUUGGGUUAUAUUUUCACGCCUUACAAUGUACAAGAGGCACUAAGGCAUCCGGAGGAGUAUCGUUCUGAAUGGAACGUUCACCGGGGGAUGGUUCGGAGCAUUUCCAGUUUUAUAAAAUUUGGUAAUCCAUCAUGGGCAGAUUCAACUUGGAAGUCUUACAAUAGUGAUAAAUCGAAAAAUAUUGUCAUGGCUAUUAGCAAUAUUUUUCAAAGUAGAAAAACAAAUGAGAGUAACUAUUUGCAUAAUUUUUGGAAAGGUAUACACGACUGCUAUUACUAUUACCAGUGUUCAUCGUUACAAACUAUUAACAUUGAGGCUGAUAACGUAAACUAAAAUUUAAUUAAUGAUUUACCUGCAGGCAGUAUAUCAGUCUAUUAUAGCCAAAUUAUAAU
This is a messenger RNA of Ochlerotatus camptorhynchus, 1817 nucleotides long. RefSeq names its product juvenile hormone esterase-like. Lineage: Eukaryota; Metazoa; Arthropoda; Insecta; Diptera; Culicidae. The transcript has 4 exons. The record is from RefSeq and is a predicted model, not a curated record. The coding region runs from base 1 to 1758 and encodes 585 amino acids.